AUGGCGCCGUACAAAGCUUUGUAUGGCAAGAAGUGUAGGUCACCGAUUGGCUGGUUUGAUAUUGGAGAGACACGACUAAUAGUCUCAGAUAUGGUUCAGCAAGCGGUGGAUAAAAUAAAGCUUAUUCGGGAAAGAUUGUUUGCAGCUCAAAGCAAGGUUGCCUAUGAGUUGGACCUACCAUCGGAUCUGGAAGUUGUACACCUGGUCUUUCACGUAUCGAUGCUUCACAAAUAUGCCGAUGAUCCUCCCAGAAUAUUCCCUGUGGAUGAUAUCCAGGUGAAUGAGGAACUCUCGUAUGAGGAACGCCCUAUAGCCAUACUGGAUCGCCAAGUUAAGAGAUUGCGCACCAAAGAUGUGGCCUCCGUCAAGAUGCUGUGGUGA
Messenger RNA from Solanum dulcamara, 381 nucleotides. RefSeq lists its product as uncharacterized. The record is from RefSeq and is a predicted model, not a curated record. Bases 1 to 381 code for a protein of 126 amino acids. Lineage: Eukaryota; Viridiplantae; Streptophyta; Magnoliopsida; Solanales; Solanaceae. The transcript is spliced from 2 exons.